GAUGCGUUCAGUGUCAAAGGUCGUUUGCUUUGCGAGCUGGCAGUCGCCAUUUUCCGUACCGAGAGAGGUGCGACUCUUCCACCUAUAAUGGCUCAAAUCGAUAGAUUUUCGUCACCGAUUGCAGUUCUAACGACGUGGAACGUGAGGAGGUGCAUCUAGACUCCUGUGAUUACGUGCUGAAGAGGACUCACCGUGCAUUAUUUUCUGUUCCUGCUGUUUUUGGAAGACAAGUCACGUCACCCACAAGGGAACCUCAGCUCUGUCACGAGUAUAUUUUGUACACACAGCUCUGCAGGAAUUUGUUUGAACGCCAGCGCUCAAAUUGUGCAUAGAAACUGCAAGACUAUUGUAUAAUUUUGCCGGAAAGACGUCCGUUCUGUCUCAGGAAAGGCAUUCAAUCGCAUAUCGGUAGAGAGCGUUUUUUCUAACAUUUGCAUCGUGUGUGUUGAGACUGUUAUCGGAAAGCAAACAAGCGGAAACCGGAACAGCAUCAGACUUUCAGAGGAAAGACCUGCUGACAAGAACUUGUGGACUUGCAAAUGCAUUUGGGGACGACACCUACGCCCUGUAGACCACAGCAACUGUUUCGUCGUUGAUAUUACGAGGCGAGAGUCGUCAUGUUUUCUGCCCUGAAGAAGCUGGUAGGGAGUGAGCAGGGGAGGGGCGGGGUCAACAUGCCGCCGGGGAUGCAAUCCCUCAACCCUGCACUGCAGAGGAAAUUCGCUAGGGGUGUCCAGUACAAUAUGAAAAUUGUCAUAAAGGGUGACCGUAACACAGGGAAGACCUGCCUGUUCCACCGACUACAGGGACAUAAGUUUGUGGAGGAGUAUCUUCCCACUCAUGAACUACAGGUAGCCACCAUAGUUUGGAACUACAAAGCCACGGAUGAUGUGGUAAAGGUGGAAGUGUGGGACGUCGUGGACAAAGCCAAGAAACGGAAGAAAUCGGACUCGCUCAAGCUGGAGAACGACCCAGAUCUCGCGGAAGAAAUGGCGCAGGCCCUGGAUGCAGAGUUUCUUGACGUGUACAAGAACUGUAACGGUGUGAUCAUGAUGGUGGAUAUCACCAAGCAGUGGACGUUCGAUUACGUUGCGCGCGAGCUGCCGAAAGUUCCCACCCACAUCCCCGUCCUGAUCCUGGCCAAUUUUCGCGACAUGGGGGAGCACCGAGUCAUCAGCGCCGACCACCUCAUCUACUGGAUAGAAGGGCUGGACCGACCGGAGGGCGCUGCAGACAUACGGUUUGCCGAGUCGUCCAUGAGGAACGGGUUCGGACUGAAGUACCUGCACAAGUUCUUCAACAUCCCCUUCCUGCAGCUGCAGAGGGAGACACUGCUGCGGCAGCUGGAAACCAACAAGCGCGACAUGGUCGCCAUGAUCGAGGAGUUGGGCAUCCACUCGGAGUCCGAGGAACAGAACUACGAGCUGUACAUCCAGGGGCUGGCUAAGAAGAGGAGACCGACGCCCACCCGCCCCACCCACCUUCCAACCGAAGCCCAGAAUGGCGGUGGGGAUGAGAACCAGUCAGAUUCAGCUGCGACGACUCCGGCACGAUCCAACCUCUCAACGCCCGCCACCACGCCGUCCUUGUCAAACCCAGCGACUCCUGCCACCACCCCUGGGGGGUACACCCCUGCAUCAACACCCGGGGGAUACACCCCUUCCCCCACCCCUGUUCAGGAAAACAAGCCGACCCCACAGAAACAAGGCUUCAUGUCCAGGUUGUUUGGGAACUCCAGCCCUGCCCAGCAGGACAUGGCUGCCCCUGACCCAGGGGCUGGCUCCCCCACCCCUGCCUCCCCACCCACGGGACCCAUCAAGGCUGUGGAGGACUUUGUUCCAGAGGAGGGUCUAGACAGCCACUUUUUGGACGAGCCAGAAUCCGCCAAACCUGCACCUGUACGGACUGCUGAGCCAGCCAAUAUGGAGGACUCCGAUAGUGAUGUAGAAGGAAAUCCCAUGGUGGCAGGCUUUGCUGAGGAGAUUGAUUCAGAGGAUGAAAUGCCCAAUCAGGCCCCAGCAAAACCCACAUCUGCAUCCCUGGACAUCGACCUAUCCAGUGAUGAAGAUGAACCAGUCGUUGCCAAAGACGCAGACAUCGAUGAUGACCUCCCAACCCCCAUCUUACAGCCACAAAAAACAGAAUCUCUUAAACCCCUUUCACAGCCUCACACUGUGUCAAAUGACUCAGAGGAAGUCCAGGAAGCUGGCCAAUCAGAUGCUGAUGAGGACACAAAUCAACCAAUCAUAACUGCUGAUGUAGACAUUUCUAGUGAGGAUGAACAAAAGGGGCUUGAUGAUUGGUUGGGAGGAGGGGAGGGUAAAGUUGACGGAUUAGUAGCAAAGGUAGAUGAGAUUAGCUUAGAUGGUGCAGAGGCUGCAGUAGAACUGAAGAAGGAGGAUUUUGAUUUCUUAGAAAAAGUGAGCAAGCCUUUGUCUGGUCAGGAGUCAGGAGAAGGAGACAGGGAAGAUGCCGGUCAGAAGAAGAAGAAGAAGAAAAAGAAGGAUCGCAGGAGUGAUGGAGAGGAAGAAGGAGAAAGGUCCCACAAGAAGAAGCACAAGAAACACCGAGAUAAAGAGAAAGAGAAAGUGUCAGAUGAAGGAGAAGGGAAGAAGAAAAGGAAGAAGCACAAAAAGAAGGAAGUUGACGAAUUGGAAGAGUUUUUGGGGGGUGCAGUAGGUAAAGGGGGAGGGGGUGGGGAAGGGUAUGAGGUGUUUUGAUGGGUAUUCUAGAGCCAAGUCAAUCUUAGGGUAAGUUACAGUAUUUAAGUCUUAAAAGAUUAAAUAUGUCAAAAGCCAAAGUUUCCUACUAGUAUGGAGUUUUCCUCUUUACAUUGAUACAACAAAAGUAUACACAUUAUCAUAUGACAUUGCAUUGUUUCAUUGCUAUAUACAAUUAUGGGAUCAUUGAUUGAAAUAGUAUAUUAAUGCCAAACUUCUUAGAUAACAUAUCAUACAAUAUGUAUAUUGUUGAAUGACAUUAUCAGAAUUGGAUGCCGUUCCUAUCAUCAUACUCAAACUAUGGUAACUACACAUGAUCAUACCCUAUGUCUUGAUUUUUUGGUGACACCUCAGAAGUUAAGGCAUGCACUGUCCCACUGUCCCAUUAUGAAUGCCUUUGUGCUCAAAGUAUGUUAGAUUCACAACAGUUGUCCAUUGUCAUUUCUAUAGUUCUAAGUCCUACCUAGUUUUGUUGUAUGCUGUAUAUGGUGAAGUCUGAAUUUUUGACUGGUCAAGAUUCUCGUCAGUUUUGGUAGUAUAGUUUUUAGAACAAAGUUGUUUCAUGUUUUACACAAAACACAAUGUGAUGUGGAACUCUGAAUUACAAGUUUGUAUGCAGUAUAAUCAACAAUCAUAGCAAAUAGAUUAGAGUUAUAGAAGGAAUGAUCUUUUUUAGAAGAACACAUGACUGU
Messenger RNA from Branchiostoma belcheri (Belcher's lancelet), 3412 nucleotides. Its product is annotated as rab-like protein 6. Gene Ontology annotation, molecular function: GTP binding. The record is from RefSeq and is a predicted model, not a curated record. Bases 618 to 2720 code for a protein of 700 amino acids. Gene Ontology annotation, cellular component: cytosol; nucleus. The transcript has 4 exons. Lineage: Eukaryota; Metazoa; Chordata; Leptocardii; Amphioxiformes; Branchiostomatidae.